ACGACGACCCAACAAGCCUAACCGCCGAAACGGCCGGCCAGCCAGCUCGCUCCCAUCUUUCCCUCGCCGCCGCAUGAUAACAGCGUCGUCACGGCCAUCCAAACCGCGCGCCCGCCUCCAAGCUGCACCGCCCCAACGCCGGCCGGCCACCGUCACCGUGCCUGUGCGCGCGCGCAUGGGCUUCUCUCCCCACCCCGUCGUCCCCAACGGUGGCCUGGCCUCCUCCGGUGGUGGUGGCACGGAAGCGAUGACGGCGGUGGCCAGCCCGAGCGUUAGUAGCCGGACGCCGUCUUCUGUGUCGUCGUCGUCGUCGUCGCUCGACGGCGGCGCCAGCGACGAUGGCCGCGGACGGGAGCGGCGGCCGCCGGCCGGGUCGACGCUGGAGCUGCCGUCGCGGAAGAACCGGUCGGCGCGGUACCCUUCCCGGCCGGCGCGGCUGUUCCAGAAGCUGCGGCAGUCGCUCCCCGUCCUGACGCCGCGGUGCGGGCGGCUGCAGGUCGGGUCCGCGUGCGAGGUCGCCGCCGCGGCGUCGUCCGGCGGCGCCGACUCGCACCUGAUGUCGCACGUCGUGUCCUUCUCCGGCGCCGCGCGGCCGCUGCGGCGGGUGACCGGCACGCUGUUCGGCCACCGGAAGGGUCGCGUCGCGCUGGCGCUGCAGGAGACGCCGCGGUGCCUGCCCAGCCUCGUCGUCGAGCUCGCGCUCCAGACGCACGCGCUGCUCCGCGAGCUCGGCAACCCCGCCGGCGCGCGCAUCGUGCUGGAGACCGAGCGCCGCGCGGUCACCAACGCCGGAGGAGACGGCGGCAACAAGCACCGCAUCAGGGCCCCCCGCGGCGGGGCCGGGGCCCCGCCGCCGCUGCUGGACGAGGCGGCGUGGACCAUGUUCUGCAACGGGAGGAAGACCGGGUUCGCGGUGCGGCGUGAGGCGACGGACGACGACCUGGCCGUGAUGGAAACUCUCCGUCCAGUCUCCAUGGGCGCCGGCGUGCUCCCCGGCAGCAGGUCGUCGUCGUGCUCCGCCGGGACGGACGACGAGGUGGCGUACAUGCGCGGCUGCUUCGACCACUUCGUCGGCUCCCGGGACUCGGAGUCGCUGUACAUGAUCGCGCCCCAGGGCGGCGGCACCGGGCCGGAGCUCGCCGUCUUCUUCGUCCGGCUCUGACCCCGCCGCGCCAUGCAGCCCAUGCAUGCGUGCUCCAACUCCGGACGCCACGUGUCAGUACAAGAUUCGUGCAUCCACUUGGCUGCCUCGAGAUUCGUGAAGUGCAGGAGACAACUCAAACGUGACGUCAGGGGUGGCUUAGCUUAAUUAAUCAUCUGAUUAACGCAGCACUAACCUUGUGCUAUUAGUGGGUGAUUAGGUUGUGUGAGGUUUUGCCUAAUCGGGUUUAAUUGGUGCCCAACACCUCAUUGCACAAUCUAGUGGAAUACGGACAAAAUUAAAUUGAUUAAUUUGCUUGGUUUCUCUUC
Molecule: messenger RNA, 1470 nt
Organism: Oryza brachyantha (malo sina)
Lineage: Eukaryota; Viridiplantae; Streptophyta; Magnoliopsida; Poales; Poaceae
Product: protein MIZU-KUSSEI 1-like
Exons: 1
Coding region: 74-1162 (362 amino acids)
Biological process (GO): hydrotropism
Source: RefSeq, a predicted model, not a curated record